Messenger RNA from Neomonachus schauinslandi (Hawaiian monk seal), 1539 nucleotides. RefSeq names its product serine incorporator 4 (gene SERINC4). The record is from RefSeq and is a predicted model, not a curated record. Bases 1 to 1539 code for a protein of 512 amino acids. Gene Ontology annotation, cellular component: membrane. Lineage: Eukaryota; Metazoa; Chordata; Mammalia; Carnivora; Phocidae. The transcript has 12 exons.
AUGGUGGGUGCAAAGGCUGUUACAGGCCCCAGCACUUCCGUCCGCCUGGCACAACGCACUGAAGUCAGCAGUGUCAUGGUGAAUCCUCCCUUCUACCAGGUGUCCUGCUGUGGGCCUAUUCCCUGUACCUGCUGCUGCCAUUCUAGAUGGCCCCUUGUCACAGAGUCUACUUGUAGCCGUCUGGUCUACAUCCUCCUCCAUGUGGGGUCCUCAGCAGUCUGCUGCCUCCUGCUGUCAAGGACAGUAGUGGAAAGGGUCUGGGGGAAGGCACAUGCGAUCCAGAUGCCCUCAGGAUUGUGUGCCCAUCUGUUUGGCCACCCUCACUGCCCAGUGCUCAGUGGCUCUGGAGCUGUGUACCGAGUAUGUGCAGGAACUGCCACCUUCCACCUGCUGCAGGCUGUGCUGCUAGUCCAGCUUCACUCCCCCACUAGCCUACGUGCACAGCUCCAUAACAGCUUCUGGCUCUUCAAACUGCUGUUCCUGCUAGGUCUCUGUGCUGUUGCCUUCUGCAUCCCUGAUGAGCAUCUCUUCCCAGCCUGGCAUUACAUUGGCAUCUGUGGAGGCUUCACAUUCAUCCUGCUACAGUUGGUGCUUAUCACAGCCUUUGCCCAUUCCUGGAACAAAAACUGGCAGACCGGUGCAGCCCAAGACUGCCGCUGGUUCCUAGCUGUACUGCUGGCCACCCUGGGAUUCUACAGCAUGGCAGGUGUGGCAGCUGUGCUCCUGUUCCGCCACUACACACACCCAGCUGGCUGCCUGCUCAACAAGAUGCUGCUUAGUCUACACCUUUGUUUCUGUGGCCUCCUCUCCUUCCUCUCCGUCGCUCCCUGCAUCCGUCUCAAGCAACCCCGUUCUGGCCUUCUACAAGCCUCCAUCAUCAGCUGCUAUAUCAUGUACCUGACUUUCUCUGCAGUGUCCAGCCGUCCUCCAGAGAGUGUAAUCCUUCAAGGACAAAAUCACACUUUGUGCUUGCCUGGCCUGAGUAAAAUGGAAUCGCAAACACCAGAUACUUCUCUGGCAGUGCUAAGUGCUGGCAUCAUGUAUAUUUGUGUCCUUUUUGCUUGCAAUGAGGCUUCCUACCUGGCUGAGGUAUUUGGACCCCUAUGGAUUGUCAAGGUUUACAGCUGUGAGUUCCAGAAGCCCUCACUCUGUUUCUGCUGCCCUGAAACAGUGAAACCAAAGGAAGGGCAGAGGGGUGGGGCUGCCAGGCCAGCUGACCAAGAGACCUCUCCAACUCCUCCAGUGCAAGCCCAGCCUCUCUCCUACAGCUAUUCUGCCUUCCAUUUUGUCUUCUUCCUUGCAUCACUCUAUGUUAUGGUUACCCUUACCAACUGGUUCAGCUAUGAGGGAGCAGAACUGGAAAAGACCUUCAUCAAGGGUAGCUGGGCUACCUUCUGGGUCAAGGUUGCCUCGUGCUGGGCCUGUGUACUCCUCUAUCUUGGGCUUCUACUGGUACCACUCUGUUGGUCCCCCACCCAGGACUCCCAGCCACCUUCUACUUUCAGGCGACACUGCCAUCGCAUAAAUACUGCAAGAUAA